Rana temporaria (common frog) is the source of this 1259-nucleotide messenger RNA. Its product is annotated as serine/threonine-protein phosphatase PGAM5, mitochondrial-like. Bases 49 to 858 code for a protein of 269 amino acids. Gene Ontology annotation, biological process: positive regulation of mitochondrial fission. The transcript has 6 exons. NCBI's taxonomy places the organism in Eukaryota, Metazoa, Chordata, Amphibia, Anura, Ranidae. The record is from RefSeq and is a predicted model, not a curated record. Gene Ontology annotation, cellular component: mitochondrion.
CUGCAGACAGACAUCUCUGAGUGUUGGUGUGUUUGUUGAGAAGUUACCAUGUUCUUGCGCAGGGUUGCCUUGGCUGGUGGAGCAGCACUUUUUGCUGCAACAGUUUUGAAGCACAAUGGGGAAGCCUCAAGCGUAAGUGCUGUGUCAUGGCCACCAGCCUUCACCAGGAGCUGGGACCACAACUGGGACCGACGUGAACCAAUGUCUCUGAUCAAUCUAAAUGGCCUGAAUGGAAAUGAGGUUGACUUGCAAAACAAACUAAAAAAAUAUAAAGCAAAGGCCAGACGUCAUAUUUUCCUUGUUCGCCAUGGACAGUACAAUGUGAAUGGUGAAACAGACUCUGAAAAAGUCCUAACGCAACUUGGUCGUGAGCAGGCUAAUUUAACUGGUCAGCGCCUUGCUAAUUUGGGUUUCACGUACAAUGGGCUGACCUACUCUACAAUGCAAAGGGCCAAAGAGACAUCAGAAAUAAUUGGCCAGCAUCUGGAUGGUGUGACACAUAUUGGUUCUGACUUGCUAAGAGAAGGGUCUCCCAUUAGACCAGAUCCACCAAGCAAGCACUGGAAACCAGAUGCUGUGUAUUUUCAUGAUGGACCACGUAUAGAAUCUGCUUUUAGAAGCUUUAUUCACCGUGCUGACUAUGAACAGAAGGAUGAAAGCUAUGAGAUCAUAGUCUGCCAUGAUAAUGUUAUCCGCUAUAUUGUAUGCAGGGCUCUUCAGGUGCCUCCUGAAGCUUGGCUACGCAUGGACCUAAAUCAUGGCAGCAUCACUGAACUUGUGAUUCACCACAAUGGUCGUGUAACUCUAAGAAUGCUUGGCGAUGCCGGCUAUAUGCCUGCUUCAAAACUCAGCUGCUAAACUAUGACAGAUUUAUGCAGACCCAAUUGGCAUUCAGGAUCAAUACAACUGCAUCCCUACUAUAGGAAAUGCUUUAUGCAAGAUACUGUAACAUAUAUGGUGAUGGAAUUAAAAGCCUUUUUGCUUUCAGAAGGCACUGUGGGAGUUUACUACAAUAUUCAAAAGUGUGGUGACUGCUAAUUUAAAGCAACGAUUCCUAAACACUUGAUGAAGUCUGCAGAAAGUGUGAUGUAGCUGUAUUUUAUGUAUGAAGUGGAUAAUUUACUCAGUUCUUUACACUCUGGACUUGUGUACCAAUUUAAUGUCUCUUGUUUCACUUUUUCUAUGUUGUAUUAAGCUGUACCUGGUGAGAGCUAUAUUUGUAUGUACCAAAUUUAAUAAAUGCAGACCAAAACUAUUAA